This is a messenger RNA of Neolamprologus brichardi, 5537 nucleotides long. The record is from RefSeq and is a predicted model, not a curated record. NCBI's taxonomy places the organism in Eukaryota, Metazoa, Chordata, Actinopteri, Cichliformes, Cichlidae.
GAGGCAGUGAGGGAGGAGGCCAGAGUCUGCACAGCUCACCACUUGAAAAUAAAGGAUUGAGAGAGGAGGGGUGAGAGAAGAAAAGGGGAGUAUCCAGUUCUGCCCUUCUGUGCUGCUGCAGCCCCCCUCCCACUCUGUGUAAUUUCCUUUUUUCCUCUUUCCCCUUACUCAUCUGUUUCAGUGGCUGCACUGAGAGGAAGGACACCUGCCGCUCCCUGAUGAUUCAGCUUUUCAGCUGUUUGGAGCUCCCAAGACUAGACAGCAUGUCCCUCCUGCCACUGCAGUGCUUGGCUGGCCUGUCCUCUGCACUACAUUUGCCUCAGCUAGAGCUGGCCCAUCACGUCGAUACUACCUUUUCUUCCCAAGUAUUCAGGAAAUUUGACAGUUGUUUUCCUUGUGAAAAAAAGGCAUGAAUAAGGAAUUCCUUUUUCUAAUGCAUAGACUGUCUACGUAUCCCCUGGAUUGUUAGCAAGGUUCCACUCUUUGAAGGGCAUCACCUUUCUCUGAAACCCAGCUCUCACUCUGUGUCUACACAAUGGAAAAGAUACUAAAAGACAUUGGUGGAAAAAUGUCAUUGUGUGAUGAUCUGAGUUAAUAGCUAAGGUGGUAAGAAACACUUCUUCAAGCAGUGUGAAAGGAUGACCGAGGGAAUGGAGGAAGUCUCUGCAGGGCCAGCUCCCCCUUUUGGAUCAGUCUCCCCCACUGGCUCUACUGUUGAUACUAGGCAAGUCCCAGAAGAGAAACCAGAGGAGACAGAGGCAGCUGGUGAGAGUGGGGAGGAGGCUAUAGAGGGAACUGCAGAAGGAGGUGGUGCUGGUGACGAUGGGGAGCAUGUGGGGGCUUUUGGAAUUGUGACCUUGCCAGAGGCCUGCUGUGUGUGCAUAGAGAUGGAACAGAUUAACAAUUGCCUGCACUCUGAGAAAAUCUGCAUCCUCCCCAUACUGGCCUGUUUGCUUAGCUUAGCCCUCUGCACAGCUGGACUCAAAUGGGUCUUUGUGGAUAAGAUAUUUGAGUAUGAACCACCAUCACAUUUAGAUCCUAAGUCUUUUGGACAAGACCCAAUUAUUAUACCAGUUGAACCCACAUUGGGAAUAACAGUCUCGUUUCCUCAUGCAACUCCUUCAAAUAACUCCCUAACCACCACCUUCACCCUUACCCCAGAGCAUCCUGAAGUUUCAGUAGAAGAUAAAUCUACACAACAGCCGCAUGUGUCUCAGUCUUCACGAGUGAUUGAGCCUGCUGUCACACUGAAAUAUAACGCUGAACACUAUACCACCCCAAAGCAGACUCCCCAACGAAAGUCAACACAGAAAUCACACAGCCAUCAUCAAACUAUCUUUCUUUAUUUCUCGUGUUUCCUACUCAGGUGUCCAGUUGAAUUUACUGGUGAUCGCUGCCAAAACUAUGUAAUGGCCAGCUUUUACAAAGCUGAGGAGCUGUAUCAGAAACGUAUUUUAACAAUAACUGGAAUCUGCAUUGCGCUCCUAGUCGUUGGAAUCAUGUGUGUGGUUGCCUACUGCAAAACCAAGAAGCAGAGAAAGAAACUGCGGGACCGUUUAAGGCAACGUCUAAGGAAUAAGAGGAAGAAUACCAGUACUGGUAUUGACUCCAAUGUGGCAAACUCUACCACUGGACGCCCAAAUUCUAACUUUCCUCUUCAAGAUUUGCAGCUUAUUGGUCAACAUAAUGGAAGGACAAUGAAGCAUACAGAUGAAAAGGAGACAGAGACAAACUUUUCCACAAGCAAAUAUACCUUAUCUGUGCAUAAUCCUACCACACUCACCAACAUCUCCAGUCAAAGCUGGAGUAAUGACUGGAGCAACAGUGUACAGUCUGACACUGAGUCUGUCUCUGUGAUGUCAUUGGCGGAGAAUAGCCAACGUGCCACACAGGGUGCCCGGGGUCGUCUGAAUGCCACCGGUGGCACCAGUGACUUAAGUGCUCAUUCAAAGAAGUGCCGAGAUGCACCCAACUCCAACAGACACUUGCCAAAACCAUGGGAAGAAGUGUUUAGGCAGACAUGGGCGGCCAUCAGGGGAGCGCCAGACAGAUUCGACCAGUGUGCAGCCAUGUUUGCGCCAGAUUUCUCUGGCUGGGAGGCAAAUGACUGUACAGCAGGAAGAUCAGCGAGUCUAGGUGUGGGCAGCGGUGCCAAGACAAGUUGGAAGGGUAGGCCUCCUUCGGCGGCUGCUUUGGCGGCUGCAUCGGUGGCAGCAUUUCCUCGGGAGACAGAAUCAGUUUUACCUGCACACUUCAGUACAGCAAUGCGAGCAGGCGCCAAAAUCAUGUACCACACUAAACGCGUAGCGAGAGUCAGUGUAGAUGGUGGCCGACUCACCCUCCGCAAGUUUACAGGCUUCUGUGAGCACCACAAGUUCCGCAGUCAGGUGUCUUACCCCCAGCGUAGGGUCAGGCAAGGAAUCCAGAUCGGCAUCGGCUUUCAGGCCCUGCAAAACAGCUUGUUUGUACCAGUGAUGGCAACCCUGAUCCAGCUGACUUCAGAGUCGCAGAACUCUCUUGCAACCCCUGGCUCUCCUCCAUCCGAGAUUUCAGCCCCCAUAUCCAGCCUAGCUAUCUCUGUUCCCUCUGUGACUUUAAGUCCCUCUGGUGAGGAAGAGCGCCCUUUGCUGCAUCAGCUGCACAAGUCCUCAAGCCGGGAUGUACAAAAGAGAACCUCUUCACACUACAAUCAUGGCCAUGUGGCAGAUAGCUUACCAUCUAGUCCACUGUUUGCUAUGGAGAAUACUGACUACCAAACCAUACAGGACACCAGAGCUGCCAGCUAUAUGUUUUCAAUAGCACCUGUGAAAUUAAUUAACACAAACAACAAUGUAAGUGACUGCAGCAACAAUAGUGUCACUGACCAUGUGGUUGAUUAUUUGAGGUUAAAUGGUGACAGCAUGCUAGUAAGUGAUACAGAGGAGCCUCGGGGGGAACACAUACCCUUCCUAAGUGCAGACAGGAAUACAGUCCUUUUACUCAGGGCUGUAGAUAGCGGCAGGACUAACCCAGCAUCACCAAAUGAUGACCUACCAGUGAAGUCAUCUAGCCUCAUCAACCAACAAGAUCUAAUUGCUGCGUAAAGUAAAAAAAAAAAAAGAAAGAAAAGAAAUUGCUAAGAUUACUUCACAUGGAGGAAGAAUAUAAACAAUCUUUAAACCUUUAUUUUCGAUAAAUUCUCAUAAUUUAUUUGCUGUGUAAAGACUUUUAAAGACAAAUGAAGAAUGAAACUUUUAUUUUAGAGAUGUAGUAAAUAAAGUUUUAUAAAAAAAAACAGUACAAAUGUGGUCAUGUCUUGUAGGUAAAGUGCCAUACGCUAGUAUGCAGCAGUUCAUAGUAUAGUUAAAAGAAUAUUUCAGUGCAGACAAAUAUCAAUGGUGCCUUUCUGUUUAGUAUGCUUAAGGGGCCGUAAUAUUGCAUACUGGGCCAUGUAUCACCCUCUUAUUCUUCAAGUUAAUAAUCAGAUGCUCUAUGUUGUCUGCCUUUAACAUCUUGCACUUUAGGGCACCCACUGACAUAUUUGAAAUCAAAUGUUAUGGGUUCAAAGUGCAUGCUAUGUUCUUAAAUGCUGUCAUGAAAAAAUGAGCAGACAGUUGACUUGAAUUGAUGGUUUUCCUACCUGAUGUCCUACUUUUAUCACAGUCUUAUGGUAUAUAUUAUUAGUAAGCUUAUAACCUGGAUUCCAUCAAAAUGUCAGAGAUCUUAAUAAUUUUAUUCAUCACUGGACUACACUGUGGAUGACCUGCCAGAGAAUGAAUAUUGUAGCUGUGAGAUAAAUAUACAUUCAUUAAAGUUUGCCUCAACAAGGUGCAUAAGAUACACACAAAGAGUUGUUUUUGUUUUUUGUUUUUUUUACAUUUAUAUUGAGCUAGAUAUUUACAUUCGACCAUUUCUAUGUUUAAGAAGUAUUCACUGAAUUGUAUGGCAUUGUUAUAACAAUUAAACAAUGUUCAUGCUUAAAGAGUAGCGGCCUAAUAAUCCUAAGGUUUCUGGUAUGGGUUAAGCUGGAUGCUGGUUUUCACAUGCCCCAUAAUCCUCCUUAGAAGUUUUAUUUAUUCCUAUGCUGACAGAUGUUCUGCCUAAGUAUAAACUGUCUCAGUUAAGGUGGUACAGUCAACGACUACUAGUGUGAAGACCAGCAAUUCUAAUAGUAUCUUUAAAUCAAUAAUAUCUACAAAGUUUUUAGUAAAUUAGCUACAAGAUCUAUGUCUGAUUUGUUCUUGUGUGAAUCCAACCAGUGCCUUGUAUUGCACUGUGGAUCUUAGAGAAGUGCUGAAUGUAUAAAUUGUGGUAAUUUCCUUUAAUUUAAACCAUAUUUCUGAAAAAAAAUUUGAAAUUGAAAUCCCCCCCAAAUUAACUUGUUAUCCUCUUGCUGUAAGAGUCAAGUUCAGGUUUUUCCUUUUAAUUUAAAUGACCUGUCUUGAUAUACAAUUACAAUUAAUUACAACAGAUUUGAUAUAAACAAUGCAAGAUAUACAGUCAUUUCAUCUGCACACCUUAGUACAUAGAGAAAAAAAUAUCUUGCACAUUUUGUCACUUGAAUGCUUAGCAUAACGCAGAGAACAUUGUUUUGAAAUGGGAGUGUCUUUAAUUUAUGUAAAUAUAUCAGGAAAAUCUCCUGCAUUGUUGUUUCUCACUGAAUAUCACAUUAUGUGUUUUGUGUGUUAGUGUCAAAGCAUUUGGGAUUGAAAAAGAACUUUCAGUUGUUCUGUCUCACUAUUGAUUGAUACAAUGAAAGUCUUGUGCAGCUGUAAUAAUAAAUAAAACACACAUUUCACAUUUGAGCAUACACAUGAACAUGAUUUAUAUGUCAAAUCUAUGGCUUUUUAUCAGUUUGUUUUUUUCGGUAAGGACUGAUCAUUUUAAAGAACUGAAGAUGAAUUCUCAGUUAUAAGCUAUUUGUAAUUAGACCUUCUGGACCGCUCAUGGCAGAACAAAGUCCCAACAAUGAUAGGAAUUAGGACAAGACUCCUGGUGUCUAGAUGCUGGCAGUGGUGGAAUUGAGGAUGAAGGCUUGGAUGUGGGUUCUGAAUGGAAGAAAAUGUGGAGGAGUCUGGUUGCACAUAUGAGAGUCUGAAAGACAGAAUGACAAAACAGCAGUGAGAUUUAAAGCACACAUAAGAGAGGCUGAUUGUCUUGCAGCAGGCAGGCAAGAAAAUUAUCCAGCUUAGAGUGAUGAUGUCAGUAUUGUCAGAGUUGUUUGACACUGUGGGAAAGUGGAUGUGAUGUAAAGAAUGGACUUGCAGUCAAAAACCCAGGAAAGCAGGCAGAUUAGUGAAUAAUUUCUUAUAGUAAUGCUAUCAGUAACUAUAGUGUUUAGACUACACAACUUCAAAUUAAGUCCUGGCCGCAUAUUACACUGAAAAUAAAUAAUAACACAAAUUUGUACUCCUUUUACAUACAUGUUAUUCUAUGUGCUGAGCAAUGCCAUUUUGUUUUAAUUCUGUAUUUUACUUGUAUCUUUGAUACCCAUUAAACAUGUAUUUUUUUCAUGUAAUGUCUUCUUUCAUGAAAGCAAAUAAAAGUAAUUUUUGAGC